This is a messenger RNA of Clunio marinus, 2456 nucleotides long. Lineage: Eukaryota; Metazoa; Arthropoda; Insecta; Diptera; Chironomidae. The record is from the annotation of a GenBank genome assembly.
UCAAUAUUGACUCAGCCUCGACUUUCGGAGAUAUCUAAAAAAAAAGUGAAAUUACAAAGAUGUUUAUUAAAUUUGAAAUAUCUCGCGAGAAUUUCUUCAAUUAGCCUGCUAAAAAGUUUUGUUUUGUUGGUGAUAAUUUGCUGUUUAUGUCGUAAUUAAAAGUGCGACAAACAAAAACGUGAUUCUUAACGCGCUUUAAAAGAUAAGUUGCCAACACACAAAGAAAGCUUGACAAGAUCUUCAAAAAAAGACAAAAAGUAUAUAAAGAUAAACAUAAAAAAGCAGUGAAAUAAAUAUGGCGUUAUAUAUAAAAUAUCCAAAAACCUGCCGCAAUAAGAAACCGAGUGCUGCCACACUUUUAACACCACCUGAUUCGUCGCUUUCGUCAUCAUCAGGUUCAUUGUCAAGUGGUAACAGUGAACAUAAGCAGCAUCCAAAAAGAAAUACAAUUCGAUACAAGACACAUUCGACAUUGGCUGUCAUCCCGAGACGUAAAAAGUUGAAGACGAAGAAAUGUUCGUCUGUAAUGACAAGUAGUGAUGACUGCGAAAAUAUCCAACUAAAGAACAACAAUUCGACAGAUGAAAUUAACCGAAACUCAUUGUAUUCUUCAUCGAUGCCCUGGUUUGGAAUGGACAUUGGCGGCACAUUGACAAAACUUGUGUACUUCGAACCCAACGAUGAUGAGCCAGAAGAUGAUAAAGAGGCCAAGGUGUUGAGAAAGAUUCGACAUUAUUUGACGAAAAACGCAGCGUAUGGUAAAACUGGACAUCGUGAUAGCCAUUUACAAUUGGACAAUGUCGAGAUUAGGGACAAAAAGGGUUCACUACAUUUCAUUCGCUUUCCAACCGCCGAAAUGGGAAGCUUUUUGCAACUGGCGCGGUCAAAAGGAAUGGCAAAGCUUCUAACAACUGUCUGCGCAACAGGUGGAGGUGCUUUCAAGUUUGAAGAAGAAUUCCGCACAGAAGUUAACAUGCAGCUUCAAAAAUUCGAUGAACUUGACGCUCUUAUUAAAGGAAUUCUUUACGCUGAAACACAUAAUCGUACCGAAUGUUAUUAUUAUGAAAAUGCAAGUGAUAUUAAUUUAAGUAAAAAAGCUCGUUUUGAUUUCUCCCAACCUUAUCCAUUUAUUUUGGUUAAUGUUGGUUCGGGUGUAAGCGUAUUGGCAGUUCGUGGACCAACAGACUAUAAGCGCAUAUCUGGAACAAGUCUUGGUGGUGGAACAUUCCUUGGUCUUUGUUGUCUUCUCACGGGUUGCAAUACAUUUGAAGAAGCCAUUCAACUUGCAACAAAAGGUGACCACACAAAGGUCGAUAAAUUAGUUCGUGAUAUUUAUGGCGGCGAUUACGAACGUUUCGGUCUUCCAGGAAGUUUAGUUGCUUCAAGUUUCGGUCAAAUGAAUUUAAGUGACCGUCGUCAAAGCGUAUCGAGGGAAGAUUUAGCAAACGCCACAUUAGUUACAAUCACAAACAACAUCGGCCUGAUAGCGAGAAUGUGUGCGCUCAAUGAGAAAAUUGAUAAGGUCGUCUUCGUUGGUAACUUUUUACGAGUUAAUCCGAUAUCAAUGAAGUUGUUAGCCUUCGCAAUGGAUUACUGGUCCAAGAAUUCACUCAAAGCGCUCUUCCUUGAGCAUGAGGGAUACUUUGGCGCAAUUGGAACGCUUCUUCUCGCUUAAAACAUUUGAAUUUAAAAUAUUUAAUAAUUAUAAAGAACUUUCUACAAAAUAUCAUCGUCGUAUGUUAGCAGCUUUAAAUGCACAUUUCGUUUCGUUUAUUUCUUUCUUAAAAAUUCCUUGUUAGUGCGGUAGAGAAUUUUGUAUGUUCAUUAAGUUAUUAAAAACCUGUUUUCGUUCAUAAAUUUUUUGCAAAGUCAACAACAACGACACUAUUUACUUAAACUUCAUCUCGGACAAACAAAUUUAAUGUUAGAAGGAAAAACGAAGCAACAAAAUGCGUCAGGCUUUUGACAUUCAAAAUUAAGUUUUAUUAAUCUCGAUUUUUAUUCUGUAAUAAUUUAAAAAAUGUUUCUUUUGUUUUUAAGAUAAUUUUCAUAUUUAUUGACUAUCAAACAUAAAAUUUUCCAUUUAUCUAAAUAAAAAGAAAGUAGAAAUGAAAAGAAAAUUUCCAAUUACAAAAUGUUUAAAACAGAAAGAAAUUUCUUAAACACUCUGAUGACGAUGAAGUCUUAAUUUUAAUUUAAGUACGUAUAGUAAGAGAAAGUAAUAAAACAUAUUUUAAUUAAAAUAUUCCAAAAGUACAUCAAAUUUAAUUAAUCAUAAAAACAGAAAGACUUAAAUUAUUUUCCUUUGAUUGUCAGAUGCCUGCAAUCAUCGUCUACUUAUCUUAAUUUUGUUUCAAUUCCUAACAUUGCACAACAAUUAAAUUCAACUACUUAAGAUGUAGAACAUUUUUAUACUUGACAAUGAAUAAAAUGAAAAGUUUUUAAAUAAAAACAAA